Molecule: messenger RNA, 372 nt
Organism: Iphiclides podalirius (scarce swallowtail)
Lineage: Eukaryota; Metazoa; Arthropoda; Insecta; Lepidoptera; Papilionidae
Source: the annotation of a GenBank genome assembly
AUGGAGACACCGUAUCCCUGCAACACUACAAGCACACCAAUCAUCGACAGGAACGAAACCAAACGGACACAUGCAAAAACACAGCACGUCGCGGGCGGUUCCAAAUUCGAAAGUCAAAGAGCGGUCACGAGCGAACCGCGGCCCAUUUACGAGCAAAGCGAUACAUCCAGCUCCACCGCUCGAGCGGCGGGAAGCUCCGAGCUAAUUAAGCCGAGACGCGUUCAUCGCGUGCGCAAUUACACCGGCAUAGGGGGCGGCUUUGUGGCCGAAUACGCUGGUAGCGCUCCAAGACGACGCGGUUACAGCGCAGAAAAGGCAGUAGUGAAGCUGUUGCCGAAUUUAUACUGCGUCCACCACAUUGGAGACUUGCUG